Molecule: messenger RNA, 5590 nt
Organism: Carcharodon carcharias (great white shark)
Lineage: Eukaryota; Metazoa; Chordata; Chondrichthyes; Lamniformes; Lamnidae
Product: centromere-associated protein E-like
Exons: 23
Coding region: 2-4996 (1664 amino acids)
Source: RefSeq, a predicted model, not a curated record
AAUGAAGAGCACCCUACAGGAAAAUACUGAUAGGAUGCAAGAACAAUCUGAAGAACUCCACCGUUUGGAGUCUCAGCGUGACAUGCUGCUCGGUGAGCUUGAAGAGCUGAGAGCUUCUGUUUCCAAAGAACAGAAAGCAGAAAUUCAGGAGAAGGAAUUCAACCAGAGGCUCCAGCAACUAGAGAAUGAAAAGUCAACUAUAGUAAAGGAAAAGAAUAACCUCCAGGAGAUAUUGGAGACUGCUAAAGUACAGAGGGACGAAGUGAAGAGCACCCGACAAGAAAUCCUUGAGAAGAUGCAUGAACAAUCUCAAGAACUCCACCGCGUGAUAUCUCAGCGUGACAUGUUGCUAGUUGAAAUUGAAAAGCUGAAAACCUCUAUUUCCAAAGAACAAAGUUCAGAAAUUCUAGAAGAGAAAUUCAAUCAGCAGUUCCAGCAACUAAAGGAUGAGAAAUCACUGAUCGUAAAGGAGAAGGAUGACCUCCAGGUGAUACUAGAGAGUGUCAAUGUACAGAGGGAUGAAAUGAAGAGUACCUUGCAGGAAAAUGCUGAGAGGAUGCAAGAACAAUCUGAGGAACUCCACCAGGUGGUAUCUCAACGCGAUGUGCUGCUUGGUGAGAUUGGUGAGCUGAAGGCUCAUAUUUCCAAAGAGCAAAGCACAGGACUUCUCGAAGAGAAAUUCAACCAACGACUCCAGCAACUGGAGAAUGAAAAAUUAAGCAUAGCAAAGGAGAAGGAGGAGCUCCAGGAGUCACUGGAGAGUGCCAAAUCACAGAACAGUGAAAUGAUGAGUACCCUACAAGAAAACACUGAGGCAAUGCAAGAACAAACUAAGGAACUACGCUGUGUAGUGUCUCAGCGCGAUGUGCUGCUUGGUGAGAUUGAAGAGCUGAGAGCUCAUGUUUCCAAGGAACAAAAAGAAGGAAUUCAGGAGAAGGAAUUCAACCUGAGGCUCCAGCAACUAGAGGAUGAAAAAUCAACCAUAAUAAAGGAGAACGAUAAUCUCCAGGUGAUGCUGGAGAGUAUUAAAGUGCAGAGGGAUGAACUGAAGAGCACUCUCCAAGAAAACACUGAGAUGAUGCAAGAACAAUCUGAAGAACUUUACUGUGUGGUAUCUCAACGUGAUGUGCUGCUUGGUGAGAUUGAUGAGCUGAAGGCUCAUAUUUCCAAAGAGCAAAGCACAGAACUUGUGGAAGAAAAUUUCAACCGACUCCAACAACUGGAGGAUGAAAAAUUAACCAUAACAAAGGAGAAGAUGGAUCUCCAGGAGUUACUGGAGAGUGCCAAAUCACAGAACAGUGAAAUGAUGAAUACCCUACAAGAAAACACUGAGGCAAUGCAAGAGCAAACUAAGGAACUGCGCGGUGUGGUGUCUCAGCGUGAUGUGCUGCUUGGUGAGAUUGAAGAGUUGAGAGCUCGUGUUUCCAAGGAACAAAAAGAAGAAAUUCAGGAGAAGGAAUUCAACCUGAGGCUCCAGCAACUAGAGGAUGAAAAGUCAGCCAUAAUAAAGGAGAAUGAUAAUCUUCAGGUGAUGCUGGAGAGUAUUAAAGUGCAGAGGGAUGAACUGAAGAGCACUCUCCAAGAAAACACUGAGAUGAUGCAAGAACAAUCUGAGGAACUUCAUCGUGUGGUAUCUCAACGUGAUGUGCUGCUUGGUGAGAUUGAUGAGCUGAAGGCUCAUAUUUCCAAAGAGCAAAGCACAGAACUUGUGGAAGAAAAUUUCAACCAACGACUCCAGCAACUGGAGGAUGAAAAAUUAACCAUAACAAAGGAGAAGAUGGAUCUCCAGGAGUUACUGGAGAGUGCCAAAUCACAGAACAGUGAAAUGAUGAAUACCCUACAAGAAAACACUGAGGCAAUGCAAGAGCAAACUAAGGAACUGCGCGGUGUGGUGUCUCAGCGCGAUGUGCUGCUUGGUGAGAUUGAAGAGCUAAGAGCUCACAUUUCCAAUGAACAAAAAGCAGAAAUCCAGGAAAGAGAAUUCAACCUGAGGCUCCAGGAAUUAGAGGAUGAAAAGUCAGCCAUAGUAAAGGAGAACGAUAAUCUCCAGGCAAUGCUGAAGAGUAUUAAAAUACAGAGGGAUGAAAUGAAGAGCACCCUCCGGGAAAACACUGAGAUGAUGCAAGAACAAUCUGAGGAACUUCAUCGUGUGGUAUCUCAGCGUGAUGUGCUACUCGGUGAGAUUGAUGAGCUGAGGGCUUGUAUUUGCAAAGAGCAAAGCACAGAACUUGUGGAAGAAAAUUUCAACCAACGACUCCGGCAACUGGAGGAUGAAAAAUUAACCAUAACAAAGGAAAAGGAGGAUCUCCAGGAAUUACUGGAGAGUGCCAAAUCAGAAAACAAUGAAAUGAUGAGUACCCUACAAGAAAACACUGAGGCAAUGCAAGAACAAACUAAGGAACUGCGCUGUGUGGUGUCUCAGCGUGAUGUGCUGCUUGGUGAAAUUGAAGAGCUGAGAGCUCGUGAACAAAAAGCAGAAAUUCAGGAGAAGGAAUUUAACCUGAGAGUCCAGCAACUAGAGGAUGAAAAGUCAACCAUAAUAAAAGAGAAUGAUAAUCUCCAGGUGAUGCUAGAGAAUAGUAAAGUGCAGAAGGAUGAAAUGAAGAGGACCCUACAAGAAAACACUAAGAUAUGGACAGAUGAGCUUAACAGUGUAAGAAACCACCGUGACCGGCUGCUAAUUGAGACUGAACAAUUGAGGGAGGAAAUGAAAGCUCAUGUGUCCAAGGUGCAGAAAAUGGAACUCUUGCAGAGAGAAUCUAAUGAUCAACUGGAGAGAGAUAAAAUAUCCAUAUUGAUGGAGAAAGAUGAGCUCAAAUUACAGGUGGAUAAAACCCAGACUGUUCUCUCUGAAAAGACUGAAUUGCUUAUGAUGGAAGAAAGAAGGAACAAAGAACUUAAAGAAUCUGUCACAAUCUUAGAGAAACAAAUUGUUACUUUGAAAGAAGAGAAAGCAGGAAUUGUAUCCACUAAUUCAGAAACUGAUCCAGUUGAAGCAGAAAUUAAUAGGCUUAGUAAUUGUCUACAGGAAAAAGAUCUACUAUUGCAGAACACAAUUCAGAAUUUAUUUCAAUUGGAAAAUGAGUACAAGAUUAGCCUAUCUAAAGCUGACCAAGAAUUGUCAAGAGAGGCGGAAGCAUGGAAAGAACUACUGAUCAGAUUUUGCUCUGAAGUACCUGAAGGUUCAACAGAAUCAAUACGCAUUGGGAAGCUACAGGAAGAGAAUCAAAAACUAUACGAGAAACUUAAGUUGUGGAGAAGUAAUUUUAUGAGAACGCUGAGUACUGUACCUCCUCGUGUGAAAAAUUAUCAGAAGCCUAUUAGUAAAUGUGACAUAAGUCUAGCAGAAGAGUUAAAGAAGAAUGAAGAAUUGCUCAUACAGUUGCAGGCUCUGAAGAAGCAAGCAUCUGGUCCAGCUGAACUGGAAUUAAUGUCAGAAGAGAAGAACACUGAAAUAGGAAGAAUUUCGGCUUUAAUUGCAAAUAAAGAAAACCAUUUGCAGGAUACCCAGCAGAAUAUGUUGGAAUUGAAGUCAAAAUAUCAAAACUUCUUGACCAGCUCACAGAAUGGAUUACUUUCCAAGGCAAAAGCCCGAAUGUGUCUUAUGGAAAGAAUUUCCAAUCAGACCUGCACAAAUAUUUUGAAUAUAAUUGAAGAAAUUGAGAACGAAAAUCAAAUGCUAGAUCAAGAAUGUCGGCUUCAAUGGAAAGCAGUUCAGAGUGAAGCUAAAUUUUCUGAGUCAGUGCGAACUGGAUAUGUAAAGUACAUCAGGAAUUCUUGUGAUGAAAUGGCUAAUGAGAAGAAACAAAAUGAGGAACUGCUUUCACAGAUUGAAGCUCUUAGACAGGAUUCAUUCAACAAAAAUGGUUAUGAUCCAUUAUUAACUGUGGAGAACCAGAAGCUGUCCAAAAAGUUGAAGGCAGCUGAGCUAACAUUGCAGAAAAUGAGAAUAAAAAUUCAUGAGUUGGAAAUGACACUGACAACAAGUCAAGAAGCUCACAAACAACAGGAAGAUAAACUUGCAGAACUGCAGACAGAAAUAAACUCCAAGACUUCAGAGAAAAAACUUGAAGACCUUCACAAGAAAUUGUCAAAGAAGGACAACCAGAUUAAAAGCUUUGAAGAAAGAAUAAAACAGCUGCAGGCCAAGCUGGACAUGGGAGCUCAACCUUUCAAAGAGGAGAUGACUGAGCUGAAAAAUCAAUUGCUUGCACUGCAGUUGGAGAAAAUUAAGGAGAGUAAACAUCUUGAAAAUCAAAUUAGUUCUCUCAAAGCCAGCUUAGAGCAUAAAGAAGAGCUGCUGAGACAAAUGAAGGAAACACUUCGAAGAAACCAACAAGAACAGGAUACCACAAUUACAAUUGAAAGUAAAGAUGAGACACGUUCUACGGAUGCAUCUCUCACAUACAGUGCUGGAAGCGGUAUAGUUCAGAAUGCAAUGGUACUUGUUUUAAAUUCUGAGAAAGCUAAACUUAUUCGAGACCUAAAUCAGCUCAAGAAAGAAAAUGCACAUCUUAAAAGAAUGGUGUCUGAGCUAAAAUAUGAAAAUAAUAAAUGGAAAGAAAGAGCUGUAAAGCUUGAAGAAAAGGACCGAACGCCAUUAAAGCAUCGACUGAAGCAUGAAAACGUUCAGCAUACUUUUACACAGUGUCCAGAUGAGAGUCUCACUGCCCAAUUGCAAAAAGAAUGUGCAUCAGUGCCACAAAAAGUUGAGAUUUCGACAGAAUUAUUUCCUCCUGAAAGCAAAGCUACUGACACUCAGGAUGAAACUGCAUUGGCUUUGGAAAAAAUGCUUCCCAUUGAUUCUUCUAAAACGUCAUUGUUUGGUAUGGAAUCACAGUCGUGGUCACUUCCUCAGUCCAAAAUUUUUGAUAACUCUCAGCUGGGCUUCCUAGCAGUUGGAAGUCCUCAACAAAAACCUAAAUCUGAUGAGAAUGAACGCAAUGAUUGGUGGCCCAAACCCUCUGCUGAUGAACCAGAGUGUAAAAUGCAGUGAAAGUUAAUUGAUGGGGAAAAGGAAUACAUUAAGGACCACCAAAUGCAUUCACUAAAGCAUGGUUGAAACUACUAUCAUUGAAUGGUUGUAUACUUCUGCUGGAGCCAGGUAGCUCAAUUGAUUCAUCUUUCUUGGAGGUCAAUGGACAGCUGGGUCUGAUUCAAAUUGUCACAUUGGUGCACUGUGUGUUGUUUUAAUGAGGAUAAAAGGAAGUUUGUUUAGAAUCUAACUGUGGUAAAUCUGACAAAAAGAUGCUGGAUGCUCACACUUUGGAAAUGUUGCAUUUUCCAGCACUGGCAUUUCUUGUAGCAUCAAAAUUUGUUUUGUAAAACAUGUCUGUUUCUAUCAUUGGCUGCAAAUAAAUACGUGGCAGCAACAUUCAUGCCAAAUGAGCAAAGGCAGUAGUUCUGAUGUUUAAUAGUAUGAAAUAUUGUCCUGGAAAAUGCUCUCCAAUGUUUCAAAAACUUUUUCAUCAAACAGAAGAUUUCAUUAACUUGUAUUUAGUCUCUGUUAUGAAUAUUUACACUUUUGUAAUAAAAGUUUCUCCUAUUGAAGUUUUCUCAAUAAAUAAAAACAUUUUUCUAUUCAAAAAAA